Messenger RNA from Eleginops maclovinus (Patagonian blennie), 2241 nucleotides. RefSeq names its product regulator of G-protein signaling 9-like. The transcript is spliced from 2 exons. Lineage: Eukaryota; Metazoa; Chordata; Actinopteri; Perciformes; Eleginopidae. The record is from RefSeq and is a predicted model, not a curated record. Bases 226 to 549 code for a protein of 107 amino acids.
CCCGUCCCCCACCUCGCUGUCUACUCCGGCUUUACUGACUACCCCACUGCAACCGCCUCACCCUCCCUCACCUUCCUGGCCCACACCCCGGCCUGUCCCUCUCCCAUCAGCGUGGCCCUGGACAGCACCUCUGUGUCUGAGCGGCGGACAGAGACCGGGGAAGGAGAAGGCGAGGGGAACCCUGCGGCUCGAGCCCAAGUGGGUGGAAAUGUGUCCAAGUCUCGCAUGGCUCUGUCCCUGCGUCGCCUGCUGAAGGGAGGAUGCACCCCCGGCACCAUGUUUGCCAGCCUGUCGCCCAAAUGUCACUCAGCAGCCAGUACAAGUAGCCGCAUUCAGCCCAUCAGCCCGGACCAACCCAGCCAGGCUCCACCCAGACGGACUGGAAAUUUUUUCCAGAUUAAAGUGGAUAUUCCCCCAGAGUGCCGAAUCUACCCCAUAGAGUCUGAGGACGAGGAGGAGGAGAGCAGGGUGGCCUCUCGGGGGGGAGUGGGAGCCAAAGAGAUCAUCUGCCCCUGGGAGAGCCUCACUACACAGAAUGGGACCGGCUAGUCAGCUGUAUUUACACAGGUAUAAAAAAAGGGUUUGAGCAGGCAGAUUUUUGCCCAUGCUCUGACAGAGAUAAAAGAUCUCAUACAGAACAUGAAGUGGUUAAAUCCCUGUCUAAAUGUGGCCACAUAAUCACCACCAGGCAACAACGUAAACACCAAACAACAUGACACAAACGGUCAAUCUGGCAAACUAGAGAUUGCUGUUUAGACUGAGCAUAAACCUACUGUCCAAGUUUAAACUCCUUAAAGGUUAGUUUUGUUUCUAGCGUUAAACCCAUACUUCCUGCAGGCCUGUAAGAAUAAUCCUCUACUCAAAUGUCCGCACUUCUCCAAUUUAUUUUUUCCCAUCAGAAAAGUUUUUUUGUUUUGUUUUAUUGUGUAUUACUUUUGCCAAGGAGGUUAUGGUUUGUUUGCUUGUCUUUCAGCAUGAUUACAGAAAACUACUGGCCUGAUAUUCAUGAAAUUCGGUGGAAGUGAAGCAUGUAGCAAGAAAAAACCCAUUACAUUUUGGAGCGGAUCCAAAUUAAGGGACAGAUACACAACUUAUUUUUCGCUUUUGCUAAAUUGUGAGUUAUACCAUGGCCUUGACAGACGUCUGCGCUCUCCAAGUGCCCAUCCAAGUAUUUAUUUUACUCCUCAAUUAUAAUUAAUUGACCUUGUGUUUUAGGCUGUUUCUGUAAUUUAAAUAGAGAGAACAGUCUCUUGGUUUCCUAUUGCAUGGCAGAGAAAGUUGUGUGGCACAUUUGUUGUUUGGAAAUAGCGUUUUACAAGCCAACAGACGGAUAAGGGUUUGUGAGCCUUAUUGACACUAACCCUCACUGAUGUGAGCACUGGCUGAGCCAGAGAUAAAGGUUGGACCCUUAGUUUUGCGAGGUGCAGCUCCACUAGAGGAAAACAUGGUGUACGCACAUCCACAAGCUUAGGAAACUUGAGCUGUAGCUUUCACACUCAAACCUCAUUCUGUAUUUAUUCACAAACAGUAGCCCGACAUAAGCCUUAUCCAACUUCACACACCUAAAAAUGUUCUGUUUUUUGGCCUCAGAAGUUUCUACAAAAUGUAUACAAAUAUCGAUGCCCAAAGAUAAAAAAUAUAAAUGAGAUGAAAUAAAGUAUUUUUGUGAUUGCCAAAAUCCACUAAUAAAUGUUAUAUAAUACAUAAAAUCCGUUGUUUACAUCUUGUAGGUCACAAAAGCCAAAGCAGACAGACACAUUUCACUCUGCCUGUGCACAUGCCUGGAUAGAAUAAAGACACUGUAUUUAUAUAUUCAUUGAUUAAUGAUCUCUGAAGUAGAGAAGUGUUCUUGUGCUGCUCAUUAGAUUUAGAUGCCUCAUCCACAUUUUACUUACCUCUUACACACAUUAUGUGAAAUAAAUAGAUGCAGUUCAGUUUAAAAUGAGAGCACAUGAACAGACCGUCUGCAUGAUGCUUUUUUGUUACUGUAAUGGGGGUUGGUAACAGUUUUGUAUUUAGCUUCACGAAUGUUUUGUAGCUGUUGUAUGCUGUGCACUACUCUGAGCGAGGUUUUGGUAUUUCUCUUACACAUAUCUCUUUGAGGAUACAGUACAAUGUGAAUUUACUAUCAGAAUGUAUUAUCUUUACCAUGUUUACAGAUGCAAGAAUGUGAAAAGUACUUUUACAUUUGUUGUAUUUGAUUUGUACAUUCCACAGCUUGUGUGAAGUGCCUAAAUAAAU